UCAGAGACGUCCAACAAUAAGGUUCAGAUCGAGGAAUACACAGUCCAAUCAGAGAACAUCGAAGACUUCGAGUCGCUCAAAGAGUCAGACGUCGACGAAGAAAUAGCUGAGGGAGGUAAAACACCCACUUGCGUCCAAACUUUCACUGAUGGUAGGGAGCUUAUCAGGACAGCGUUUAUAAGAAAAGGAAUUGACGAGGACUCAGCUGAGAUUAUGAUCAAUUCUAUCACCGAAUCUACUCUUAAACAAUAUCAAGGUCCCUUGAAACUAUGGAGGAAUUUUGCAGUACAAAAUCAGGUGAACGUGUACAACGCAAAAACACCUGACAUUAUAAAAUUUCUAACAACGAGAUUUAACAAUGGGGCCAGUUAUAGCACCUUAAAUACUGCCCGAUCAGCUAUUACCCUUGUUUCUUCCCGAGACAUUCACAAGGAUGGCCUCAUUUCACGAUUUUUGAAAGGUACAUUCAAAAAGAGACCCACUAAACCAAGGUAUAAUACUACCUGGGAUACAUCGUCAGUUCUUACGUAUAUGGAGAAUCUGCAUCCCUUAAGUCAACUCAAACUCAGGGAAGCAACGGAAAAAGUUGCCACACUUCUAGCCUUAACCACAGCUCAUAGAUUGCAGACGUUAUCAUUGAUAAACGUGGAUAAUAUCGUAUUUUCGGAAUCAGGAAUAACCAUUAAGAUACCAGACUUAAUAAAAACAUCGAAACCAAGUACCUCUCAACCUGAGCUGAUUUUACCCUUCUUUAAAGAAAAACCGAGCCUUUGUGUAGCUUCGGCCAUUUUAGAUUACUUAAAAAUUACAAAAGACUUCAGAACAAGGAAAAAUAAAAAAUUGUUAAUCUCGACGAUUAAACCAUAUAAAGAUGCAUCAGCUCAGACGAUAGGUCACUGGAUUAAGUCCUUGUUAAAUAAAGCGGGUAUAGACACGAAAAUAUUCACAGCGUACAGUACAAGACAUGCGGCUGUAUCUGCAGCAUUUAGAAAUAAGAUAAAUAUAGACACGAUCAGACGUACAGCAGGUUGGUCUGCGCGAUCACAAAUGUUCGCAAAAUUUUAUAACAAACCUAUUCUCCCUCCAAAUGAUAAAUUUGCACGCUCAAUACUAGAGAACUAAACAAAUAAAUAAAGG
Messenger RNA from Solenopsis invicta (red fire ant), 1137 nucleotides. RefSeq lists its product as uncharacterized. Gene Ontology annotation, biological process: DNA recombination; DNA integration. The transcript has 2 exons. The coding region runs from base 214 to 1122 and encodes 302 amino acids. NCBI's taxonomy places the organism in Eukaryota, Metazoa, Arthropoda, Insecta, Hymenoptera, Formicidae. The record is from RefSeq and is a predicted model, not a curated record. Gene Ontology annotation, molecular function: DNA binding.